AUGGCGAUGACGCUGACGGUGCGGCGCCGUGCGGUGUGCGCCCUGGCAGUCCUCGCGCUGCUGUGCGGCUGCUGCCCCUCCUCCGCGUGGGCGGAUCUUUCCGCGGGGACUGGCGCGGUGGCAAGCCCACCGCGGUCGGAGAAGUGUAAAAUGAGGGUGCCGGUGGACGUCUCAUGCCGGGGGAGCGGAGACAAUUUAAGGAUUCGAGUGCGUGGGAAUGCGACGUGGGUGGCUUGUGAGUUGGAGGAGGAAGACCGCAGCAACUUGACCAACACACAGCACGUCCUCGCCAAGUGGAAGGAGGCGGGGUACACCGUCGAAGGCUCUGAAGUGAAUUCCUGUGACUCUGGCGUGGACCACACUGAGGCCGCUUGCAUUGCGGCCGAGUUUCUCUACGCUUCCCAUGGGUGCAGCGCCAGUUGUGGAAAACAAAGCACGACAGGGGAAACUGUGGCGUUCACGAUGGGCUUUAUGGACCAUGAAGGAGGCGAGCUGUAUAGGGAGUGGCAGCAGGUAAAAUCUGCAGUUAGUGGAGGUGCGCAGAGCAACGCAGAUGGCCGCACCGGUGUUUCUGGCGAGGCGGGCGUUUGCGCGUUGACGGCGGCCCGUGAAGGGAGCGAUGAGGGGCCUGCCGUUGUGCUCACUGGCGAUGCGGAACGCAGUGCUGCUGCGGCCCCGGGGGCUGUCGAAGGGCCGCCCGCACACGGCGUUGACAAUGCAAAGGCGGCGGCUGAAACUUUGGUCGCCAGCGACGCGCUACCCGAGCCGAAUGCACAGCCACAGGCGGGAGAUGGCUUGGCGCAAAGCGGCGUUGACGGUGCCACGGGGAAAACGAAUGCGGCAAAAGGCAGCGAAGAAGAGGGACGCGGUGUGGAACCCCAAGCUGCGAUUGAAGCCGGCAGUGACUCGACAGCCCUCUCGCAGCCCACUGCCGCAGUCGCUGGUGCGAAGGACGGCGUUCCCGCAUCUGCCACAGUCCCCGCAGCCAAUGCAGCAGCCUCCGGGAGCGAAGCGCCAAGCAACGCGGACGGGAGCGACGCCGCAGCCACUCUGUUUGUGCCCGCGCAGCUGCCGCUUCUGCUGCUCGCGGCAGCCCUUGCCUGCGCUGCUGGGCAGUGGUGA
Messenger RNA from Trypanosoma conorhini, 1122 nucleotides. RefSeq names its product mucin-like glycoprotein. Bases 1 to 1122 code for a protein of 373 amino acids. Lineage: Eukaryota; Euglenozoa; Kinetoplastea; Trypanosomatida; Trypanosomatidae. The record is from RefSeq and is a predicted model, not a curated record. The transcript has a single exon.